GGCGGCGAUAGAUAAUCAAAACAAAAGAGGAAGAGGAGAGAAGAAACGCGUUUCUCAAACUGGUUCAAUCUUCUUCUUCUUCAUCUUCAUCGUCUUCUUCUAUAGAGCCUUAACUCUCUCAUUAAAUUAUCAAAUGUCCCUACGGUUUAUGCAAGUGUAGUGCUAUUAAACUAUCCCUUUAUUUUCCCACCCAACCCAAUUUAUUUUCUCAUUCUUUCUCUCUACUCUUCUUCAGAUCUCCCUCUCUCUGUCUUUUUUCUUGUCUAGGCGUGUUUUCUCUACUCUCUGUGUGCUUGGGUUGCUUCGCUUCAUUGCAUCCUUCUCUUUUCUGGGUUCGUUUCAAGUCACGAUUUUUCCGAUACCCUUUUCAUCUUUCUUGCUAUAUUUCACCUCGUUAUAAGUUCUGUGCUGUUUACUUGGUCGUCUCGACCCAAAGUAAGGUUCACCAGUCCAGCUUUUGUCUGAUGUCUGAUGGUGUUCAAUGACUAAAAGUCUUAGGAUAUGAAGGAUUUGACUUUAGGAAUGAGAUUAGAUUGUUUUUAGGGUGCUGUGAUCAGAUCUUGAUGCUAUUUUUUGGUGAAAGAGAUUAAGAGAAGCUUUGGAGUUGUAUUUGGAUGGGUAAUACUUGUGUUGGACCUAGCAGAAAUGGCUUCUUGCAAUCUGUUUCGGCUGCAAUGUGGCGGCCAAGAGAUGGAGAUGAUUCGGCUUCCAUGAGCAAUGGAGAUAUUGCAAGUGAACCUGUUUCAGGAGAGCUUCGAUCUCCAUUCUCUGAUGAUGUCCAGAAUAAACCUCCUGAACAGGUCACAAUGCCAAAGUCAGGAACUAAUAUCGAGACCAAGGACAGAGAGAUUCGACCUGAAAGCAAGCCUGAAGUGCAAGAGGAGACAAUACCUGAGCCCAAACCUGAGCCCAAACCAGAGACCAAACCAGAGACCAAGCCGGAGACCAAGUCAGAGACUAAGCAGGAGGCAAAAGCUGAUCACCCAGCUAAACCUAAGAAGCCUAAACACAUGAAAAGAGUGUCAAGUGCAGGGCUUAGGACUGAGUCAGUGUUGCAAAGGAAGACUGAAAACUUCAAGGAAUUCUAUUCGUUGGGAAGGAAACUCGGACAAGGGCAGUUUGGGACGACUUUUUUAUGUGUGGAGAAGACUACAGGGAAGGAGUUUGCGUGCAAGUCAAUUGCUAAGAGGAAGCUCUUGACUGAUGAGGACGUUGAGGAUGUGAGAAGGGAAAUUCAGAUAAUGCAUCACUUGGCUGGUCACCCAAACGUCAUAUCCAUUAAAGGAGCUUAUGAGGACAUUGUGGCGGUGCACCUUGUAAUGGAGUGUUGUGCAGGUGGCGAGCUUUUUGACAGGAUCAUUCAACGUGGUCACUACACAGAGAGGAAAGCGGCUGAGCUCACUAGAACCAUAGUUGGGGUUGUUGAGGCUUGCCAUUCUCUUGGUGUUAUGCAUCGAGACCUAAAGCCUGAGAAUUUUCUGUUUGUCAGUAAACACGAAGAUUCCCUCUUGAAGACAAUUGAUUUUGGACUCUCAAUGUUCUUUAAGCCAGACGAUAUUUUUACAGAUGUUGUUGGUAGCCCAUAUUAUGUUGCUCCGGAAGUUCUUCGAAAGCGUUAUGGUCCUGAAGCUGAUGUCUGGAGUGCUGGAGUGAUUGUGUACAUUCUGUUAAGUGGAGUUCCUCCAUUCUGGGCUGAAACCGAACAAGGUAUCUUCGAACAGGUCCUCCACGGUGAUCUUGACUUUUCAUCAGAUCCUUGGCCGAGCAUAUCUGAAAGUGCAAAAGACUUAGUGAGGAAAAUGCUUGUUAGGGAUCCCAAGAGAAGGUUAACUGCCCACCAAGUAUUAUGUCAUCCAUGGGUACAAGUCGAUGGUGUGGCUCCAGACAAACCUCUGGAUUCUGCUGUUCUGAGCCGUAUGAAGCAAUUUUCUGCAAUGAACAAGUUCAAGAAAAUGGCUCUUAGAGUCAUUGCUGAGAGCUUAUCCGAAGAAGAAAUAGCUGGGUUGAAAGAAAUGUUUAAUAUGAUAGAUGCGGACAAGAGUGGUCAGAUAACUUUUGAAGAACUGAAAGCAGGACUAAAACGAGUAGGGGCGAAUCUUAAAGAGUCUGAAAUUCUCGACUUGAUGCAAGCUGCUGAUGUGGACAACAGUGGAACAAUAGACUACAAAGAGUUCAUAGCUGCAACAUUGCAUCUAAACAAAAUAGAGAGAGAGGACCAUUUGUUUGCAGCCUUUACAUACUUUGACAAAGAUGGGAGCGGCUAUAUCACCCCAGACGAGCUUCAACAAGCUUGUGAGGAGUUUGGCGUUGAGGAUGUCCGCAUUGAAGAACUGAUGCGCGACGUUGAUCAAGACAAUGACGGGCGAAUAGACUACAACGAGUUUGUGGCUAUGAUGCAAAAAGGAAGCAUCACAGGAGGUCCUGUGAAGAUGGGUCUAGAGAAAAGCUUUAGCAUUGCUCUUAAACUCUAGUUUCAGUCUAUUUAAAAGUACAAAACUAAAGCCAAGACAAAGAGAUUUCUGAUAAGAUAUGAUGAUUUGUUGAAGACAAAUGCACAGCCAAGAUUCUCUUUUGCCCUCUUUUGGAUUCUCAAUCUUUUGGAUGAGGUUUUUGUCGUCUUAGACUUGUUUUGAAAACUUUGUUGUAAUGUGUACUUCUUGAGCAUAUAUAGUCUUCUUCUAACA
Molecule: messenger RNA, 2684 nt
Organism: Capsella rubella
Lineage: Eukaryota; Viridiplantae; Streptophyta; Magnoliopsida; Brassicales; Brassicaceae
Product: calcium-dependent protein kinase 1
Exons: 7
Coding region: 615-2471 (618 amino acids)
Biological process (GO): protein autophosphorylation; peptidyl-serine phosphorylation; intracellular signal transduction
Cellular component (GO): nucleus; cytoplasm
Molecular function (GO): ATP binding; calmodulin binding; calcium/calmodulin-dependent protein kinase activity
Source: RefSeq, a predicted model, not a curated record